CCCCACGAGCCCCCUUCCCGUCCGCGGAUGAGCCUAUUCCGGACGUGUCACCCACGUGGACGCACACCCCGUGUGGCCUUCUGUGUCUGGUUCCCUCCCUGAGCGUCGUGGGCUCGGGGUCAGUUCCCGGGGCAGCAUGUGUCUGCACCUCAUUAUUUGUAUGACUGAAUAAUCCAGCCUUUGAAUAUAUUCAGUGCUUUUUUGAAAGUAAGGAAUUUGAGGUGAACAGAGGAGUCAAAGCUCUAUUUCCUUCCUCCGUCCCCGAAGAAGUCCUUGGUAAUAGAUCCUUACAUUCCUUUUAGAAACGCUCUCCACACGUCGGUGCGGUACCCGCUUCCUCAGCUGUAGCUGCCUAACAGACCACCCCAGGGCUUAGUGCUUGAGAAAACAGCUGCGUGUUUGCUUGUGACUCUGCCCCUGGCUCGACUUCGGCUGGCAGUCCUUCUGUGGCCUCGCCUGGGGUCACACGGCCGUGGUCAGCAGGCGGCAGGAAACCCAAGAGGCUCCCGCACCCUGGUCCUGCACCUCAGCUGGGGGCUGCCCGCCUGUCUCCGGAGCCCCGGGGCUCAGGGUUCCCGGAGGGCGGAAUCGGAGGCCGCCAGCCUUGCCUGCGCCCUGCGGUUCCUUUGGCGGCACUCUGCUGCUCAGAGCAUCACGUGGCUGCAGAGAACCGGCUGUCUUCACUCAGCCACGGGAGCCUUUCUUCCUGUUUGGAGAGAGGAUUUGCAAGUGUGGCUCCUGCGCGUCCUGGCGGGCCAAGGCUGACCGGGGCUGAGGGUUGGCAUUGCCCCCCAGGGGUUCCCAGCGUCUCCGCAGGCUGCCCGCAGGGCUCUGCUGCAGAGGCCUAUGCUGCGGGAGGCCCAGGGCAGCCCGAUCAUUCCAGCUAAUCAGGGAAGUGUGUGCGGCUGGGCCUCAGCACCACUUCCUGGCUUCUCGGGGCUGCUGGCCCUGUCUGCCAUGGCCUUGUGCUUUCUCGUUGGCUCUGAGUCACGGGGAGCCGGCACCCUUCCUGGGCACUAGGCAGUCCUGCUCUGGGCAGGGGCCCCACCCUGCACGGAGCUGACAGGUCUCAUGCCCCUUGUGUCCGGUGGGGAGUCCCUGUAUGCAGAGAGCUCUGAAGGUGUCUGUCACGGGGUGACUGAGCAGACCUGCUCUCCCGGUAGUGGGGGAGACAUAACAUGGAGGCACCGGGUGCUGCCGAGUGCCUGGGAGACCCAGAAGGCCCAGGAGUCCUUCCUGAGCCCCGUCCUCCCUCAGUUUCCACAUCAAACAAACGUGGAGGAGCAGCUCCUGCUGAAGCUCACAUGCGUGCACAGGGGAGAGGAAAGGGUGUCUGUCUAUCCAUCCAUCAGUCAGUCAACAAACGUUGGCUUGGCCCAGAAGAAGAUGGUCCCGACGGAGGCCCCGUUGAUGACUGGACAACCGGGUCCUGGCCACGGGAAGAAGUUGGGUCAUCGGGGCGUGGACGCCUCUGGCGAAACCACAUACAAGAAGACCACCUCCUCCACCCUGAAGGGGGCCAUUCAGCUGGGCAUCGGCUACACUGUGGGCAAUCUGAGCUCCAAGCCAGAGCGUGACGUGCUCAUGCAAGACUUCUACGUCGUGGAGAGCAUCUUCUUCCCCAGCGAAGGCAGCAACCUCACCCCCGCCCACCACUUCCAGGACUUCAGGUUCAAGACCUACGCCCCCGUCGCCUUCCGCUACUUCCGGGAGCUCUUCGGGAUCCGACCGGAUGAUUACUUGUACUCGCUGUGCAACGAGCCACUGAUUGAGCUGUCCAACCCUGGCGCCAGCGGCUCCCUGUUCUACGUCACCAGUGACGACGAGUUCAUCAUCAAGACGGUGAUGCACAAGGAGGCCGAGUUCCUGCAGAAGCUGCUGCCCGGCUACUACAUGAACCUCAACCAGAACCCGAGGACGCUGCUGCCCAAGUUCUACGGGCUGUACUGCGUGCAAUCGGGCGGCAAGAACAUCCGCGUGGUGGUCAUGAACAACAUCCUGCCACGCGUCGUCAAGAUGCACCUCAAGUUCGACCUCAAGGGCUCUACGUACAAGCGGCGGGCCAGCAAGAAGGAGAAGGAGAAGAGCAUCCCCACCUACAAGGACCUGGACUUCAUCCAGGACAUGCCCGAGGGGCUUCUGCUCGACGCAGACACCUUCUCUGCGCUCGUCAAGACGCUGCAGCGGGACUGCCUGGUGCUGGAAAGCUUCAAGAUCAUGGACUACAGCCUGCUCCUGGGCGUGCACAACAUCGACCAGCAGGAGCGCGAGCGGCAGGCCGAGGGCGCCCAGAGCACCGCGGACGAGAAGCGGCCGCUAGGUCAGAAGGCGCUCUACUCCACGGCCAUGGAGUCCAUCCAGGGCGGGGCCGCACGUGGGGAGGCCAUCGAGUCGGACGACACGAUGGGCGGGAUUCCUGCCGUGAAUGGCCGAGGGGAGCGUCUGCUGCUGCAUAUCGGCAUCAUUGAUAUUCUGCAGUCCUACAGGUUCAUCAAGAAGCUGGAACAUACUUGGAAGGCUCUCGUCCAUGACGGGGACACAGUCUCUGUCCACCGGCCCAGCUUCUACGCGGAGCGCUUCUUCAAGUUCAUGAGCAACACGGUCUUCCGGAAGAAUUCCUCCCUGAAAUCCUCGCCGUCCAAGAAGGGCCGUGGUGCCUUGCUGGCCGUCAAGCCCCUGGGGCCCACAGCUGCCUUCUCAGCCAGCCAGAUCCCCAGUGAGCGGGAGGACGCACAAUAUGACCUCCGGGGGGCCCGCAGCUACCCCACACUGGAGGAUGAAGGUCGGCCCGACCUCCUGCCCUGCACGCCGCCAUCUUUUGAGGAGGCCACCACCGCCUCCAUCGCUACUACCCUGUCCUCCACGUCUCUCUCCAUCCCGGAGCGAUCGCCCUCGGAGACGUCCGAGCAGCCGCGGUACCGGGGGGGCCCCCAGUCUUCGGGACAGGAUGGCCGGCCCCAGGAGGAGACGCAUGCGGAGGAGGACCUGCAGCAGAUCACGGUGCAGGUGGAGCCCGCGUGCAGCGUAGAGAUCGUGGUCCCCAAGGAGGAGGACGCGGGGGUGGAGGCUUGCCCAGCUGCUGCCGCUGCUGAAGCAGAAACCACCAGCCAGGCCUCGGAGCCCGCCAGCCAGGCCUCGGAUGAGGAGGACACACCUGCCACGGACAUCUACUUCUUCACCGAUGGGAGGUACUGGAUUUACUCUCCCCGGCAUCGCCGACUGCGGGCCGUGACGCUGAGCUCCUCAGGGACUCCCACCGAUGAGAGGAGCUGGGUGUACUCCCCGCUUCACUAUAGCGCGCACGCCCACCCAGCCUCCGACGGCGAGAGCGACACAUAAUUUCUAUGCACUCACCGCCCUGGAGCCGAGCGCCCGCCGCCGCCGCCCUGGCCGCUUCGCGGAGGCACUGCCCGCCCGCCGGACCCGCCUCCGCCGCCGGCCGCCGCCGCUCCUGUCAACUACCUAUGACUGUGAACCUCCCUGAGUGUCCGAUCACGUAUUUAUUUUGGGUCCUUACUCUUUGCACAAAGACGGCAGCACAGGUGUGCUUUUUUAGAAAAAGAUUAAAAAAAAAAAAAAAACGUGUGGGAAAAAGGAAGAAAGUCCACUCCACUGCACUUUGUAGUUCUUUGCUGUGCUUGCAUGUGUCUCCUUGAGGGAAUAAGGCCUGUUGGCUCCGGGGACCUGUGCCCGGAGCUGAGAUCCACACUCCGAGGUUCUGCCGCUCUCCACUUGGACGGGGUGCCCCCGCGCCCGCAGGCACUCUGGGCUCAGGCACUGGACAUCCGCCCUUGGAGGUGGCUGACCAGUGGUCUGGGGGCGGCUCUCCACCCCCCCCUCCAUGUUUCCACCACCUCACCUGCCAGGUGACUCGGGAGCAGGAAUGGCUAGGAGGCCACUCCUCUCCAUGGAGCUCAGGACUGUGGGCCUCUCUGUCCUCCCCAUGCGGCCUGCUCGGUAUCUCGCAGAGAGGGCCUGAGGCCUACGUGAAGGGAGACGCGCUGGGCCCUCAGGCCGUGGGACUUCCAGAGAGCGGGUCCUGGAGCAGGGGCCCUCUCAUGGUCAAGUUGCUCUGCUGUCCAGUAAGAGAUCCUCCUCCAGGACCGGGAAGGGCUUUCUUUUCCUUUUGAGGUGGUGACGUGUAAACAACUUAAAGGAUAGGAGACAAAGUUCUUUGUGAAAAACACAAUAAAUUUUGGGGGGUUUGUCAUCUUCAGGAGCAGCUCCCCCCGGGCUCAGAGACCCCACUGGAUCCAGAGGGGACUAUGGGAGCCGCUGGCAUGGUGGGGUCUGUCCUGCCCCCACAGAAAUGCCCUCCCACCUCUUGAGAGGUGGAACAGUGGGGAUGGUUUCCCCCAGCCCGCUCUGCCCCCCGCCCCCCACUGGCUUGCUUGCUUGGGAGGAGCUAGGAGCUGGCUUGGAGCAGAAGCUACACCUGGAAGAAUUUCUCCCAGCCCUUGCCUUCCUGGCGGAGAACCCACUGAUCCAGGAGUUUGAUUUUCUGAGUCCCUCGUCUGGGUCCCUCACCUGCUGUCAUCUCCCCUCGCACGGCUCGCUUUGUGCGCCUGGAGGGAGCCUGUUGGACUGGCUGCCUUCUGUCCAGGACGGCCAGGGACGCGCCAGCAUGCAGCCUGGGGAAGGCAGCCCUGAGAGGAUCCAUCAGAACAAGCCUGUGGGCGUCCCAGAUCAGAAGCAAAAUGAUGCCCUCUCCUUGUUGCCCUAGGGGGCUUUGUCCAGACGGCAGGAGGUGUCCUCACCUGGAUUUCAGAUGGGCAUCUGUCUGCAGGUGCCCUGGCUGCAUGCCUUGAGUCGCCAGUCCGUCCCUACCCCUUCCUGCCGAGGAGGUGAGCAAGCAGAGGCCUGGAGGUACAUCUCAGGCCUUGAAGACUAACAGGGACGACUGUGUCACCCAAAAGCCGGCAUUGGAGUCCCUGCCCAGGCCCCAAAGGCCGGAUGUUCAGGCACGUUGUGAGUUCUGUGGGGAUGACCAGAGCAGCACGCACAGUCCUGGAGCAGUGUGCCCCGUGUCCAGGGCAUCCUCAGCCACUUGGAGCUUUAGGAGCAAGGAGGGGAGCUCUGCUGGUCCCCUCGGGCUUUCCUGAGUGAAUCAUGGAACAAAGGCAUCGCUUGGAUGCUGACUUGCAAGAGAAAUUUGCAAGCCUCCUGGAUAUCAUGAUGUUUCUAUUUUUGUGUUAGGUCGCUGAGACCUCUUUGGAGACCUGUUUUGUGUUGUUUGCAUUCUUUGUCCCUUCAGAGAACUGUCACGUGGAUGCUAACGUGGUCUGCAGACUGUGCCGAUGGGAGUUGUUUGCUUAUUAUUUGGGGGGCCAGGGGCCGGAAGGCAAGACUUUAUUUAUAAUGUGUAGCAAAUUCGUGGCCUUUCCCAGGCUCCCCCACCCCCAGAGGAAGGCCCUGGACCCACCCAGCUGUCGCCGACCCCCGGCAUAGAAAUCGAAAUUCCUUCGUGGCGACACCUUGUCUCCCUUGUGGCUCAUCUCUGAUGGCUGUGGCCGCUGAGAGCCGAGAGCCUGGGCACUGUCCGGAUGGCUGAGCUGUGAAAACGAAAGACAUUUCCCGAGACUGACAAGGUGCAGCUUCCCGAGAGCCCCUGCUAGCCUCCCUCCUCCAACCUCCCCGCGCCCCUCCCUCCACCACUUGGCUCAGUGCAAUACUCCCCUUCUGGUGGGGUCCCUUGCCAUGGUACUGUCGCUGCAGCCCCUCGGUCCGUACCGUGGGCCAGCGCCUUCCACCGCCUCUUCUCUGGUGGCUCAGUUGCAUCGCCUGUCCCCCACACCCCACCCCCAUGUCGUUUUUAUGGUCGAAUUGAUUUCAAAACAAUGAAACUGCAAACCUUGUGUGUCUUAAUUCUCUCGGGGGGUUCCAUGUGCUCAGCCCCCAUGGUCUGGUGUGUGACAAUCCAGAGCGCGGCCUCAUCGGGCACAGAAUGCCGUCUCUCUCAAACCCAGAGCCGUGGGCACCUCUGUAACUGUGCAGACCUGCUGGCCCCAAGUAACAUAUGCAGCCUCGGGCCCCCCUUCCCGCCACCCCUCCUUCUUUUUAUGUUGAAGGGUUCUCUCUAAUAAAAUCGGGUAAUAAGCAUCA
Messenger RNA from Callorhinus ursinus (northern fur seal), 6102 nucleotides. NCBI's taxonomy places the organism in Eukaryota, Metazoa, Chordata, Mammalia, Carnivora, Otariidae. The record is from RefSeq and is a predicted model, not a curated record.